GGUUGUGAAUGCAAGGAGUUACAGAUGGUCUGAGUCCUGCAGCAAAGUGUGCUAGAUGUGUGACAUAGGAGAGAAUGAGGCGGUGGAACAUGUGGUGCUGGAGUGUGUGAAGUAUGCCAGAGACAGGAAUGAAAUGAUACAAGUGAUACUGACUGAGUUAGGGCAUGAUAGGAAUGAGAGAGUGAAGACAGGAAGGGAGUGGAUGGUAUUGUUGUUGGGACUGUGUAGAGAGACGAAUGAAAGGAAGAUUGAGGCGGUGAGAGUUUCUGGAAAGAAUGUGGCGUGCCAGAUGUAGGAACAAUUAGUGUAGAGGAUGCUGUUUGUUUCUCUUUUUUUUUCCCCCUUUUACAGGAGUCGCCGAUCCAAAGGCCUGGCUUAGGAGUGAUCCUGAGCCACUUGUACCAUCAAGAUCAAGAUCAAGAUAACACGUGCGUUUGUUUACAAGGCAAGGAACUCAUCUUGCUGGGUAACACGUUUCCUAAUACCUUCAUGCUUUUCUGAGAUUUCCUACAGUCCAUUGCACAAUAAUGGAAGUGGGUGGCGUGCUGACAUACGAGGGCAGUAAAUGUUUACGACAGAGGCUGAUUUUAUCCACCCUGAGCGGGAAGCCAGUGAGGAUCCGCAACAUCAGAGCCAAGGCAGACGACCCCGGACUGAAAGAUUAUGAAGUAAGCUUCAUUCGCCUCCUUGACUGCCUCAAUAAUGGCAGCAGUAUUGAGGUCAGUCAGACUGGCACAGCACUGCUCUACAGGCCAGGCAUCCUGACAGGCGGACGACUUGAACACUCCUGUCCUCUCUCAAGGGGCAUAGGGUACUUUCUGGAGCCACUGUUCAUGCUUGCCCCUUUUUGCAAGACUCCAAUCUCCAUUACACUAACUGGCAUCACGAACAAUGAGCUGGACCCCACAGUGGACAUGAUUUGUGCAUCACUGGUGCCUGUUCUGCGGCGCUUUGUAGGCAGUGAUGAUGGGCCCAGUGUGAAGUGUGUGAGGCGAGGCAUGAGUCCUGGUGGGGGUGGCAGGGUUGUGUUCACCUGCCCUGUUAGGAGGAGUCUGACUGCCUUUCAGUGGAUGGACAGUGGACAGAUCAAGCGGAUACGUGGUGUGGCGUACACAAGUCGUGUUACGCCGACUGUGGCGAACAGAAUGUUGGAUGCUGCCAAGGGAAUGUUUCUUAAGUUUCUGACAGAUGUUUACUUCACAGUGGACAAUGCUAAAGCUGUUUCUCCAGGGUUUGGCCUUUGUGCAGUGGCAGAGAGUAACAAAGGAACAAUUGUGUGUGCGGAAGCUAUGAGUCACACCCCAGGACAAGAGGGGGGUGUGGCAGGGGCAGCAGCUAGCACACCUGAGGAGAUUGGAGAGAAAGCAGCCAGUCGCCUGCUGGAGGAGAUCUGGCGAGGCGGCUGUGUUGAUGCAAUUGCCCAGCCAUUGCUGUUAACCUUCAUGGCUCUGGCACCGACUGACGUGUCAAAAGCAGUGCUAGGACCACUCACUCCAUACACGAUGCAUUUCCUGCGCCACCUGAGGGACUUCUUCCAUGUCACUUUCAAGAUUGAUGAACACAAAGAAGAGAGAAUUGCUGAGGAUGACAGUAGCUUACCUGAAAGAAGGACAGGUGCUGCAAAGCUUGUGUUGACGUGUAUUGGUGUUGGUUACUCCAAUAUUGGCAAAGGGCAGAUCUAGGUGUAUAUGCAUCAAUGUGUAUCUAGUCCACCCAUGAUCAAGAGGAUUAUGUGUUGGAUUUGUUGUUGUUAGCUGUAGCCUUGCAGAGAGAACUUUAUGAUAACAGUUGGAUCCAUGGGUAAAGCUGUAACCGUCCACAUGCCAGACCCUUGUUCUCUUGUUUAAGGAUGAUGAUAGUAACUGCUCACUCAAGGAAAAUCUUGGUGAUCAGAGCAGGAUGCAAACCUCAGUGUGCCAUGUGACAAGGAGAGAUAUUAUCACUGAGCUAGGUGUGUGUGUGUGUGUGUGUGUGUGUGUGUGUGUGUGUGUGUGUGUGUGUGUGUGUGUGUGUGUGUGUGUGUGUGUGUGUGUGUGUGUGUGUGUGUGUGUGUGUGUGUCAUUCACCAACAGUCAUCCGCUCCCCUCAACCGCUCCCCUACAGAAAAAGCUCAGAGCUUAUAGUGACCGAUCUUUGGAUAGAACUGAAACCACUCACACAUCUCACACCAGGACAGUGAGGUCACAACCUCUUGGCUUACAUGCCUUACCUACUUGAUGCUAGAUGAACAGGGGGUACACAGUAAGAGGAUUGUUCAUUUGCCUUGCCACACCCAGUACUCAAACCUGGGCCUUCUUGGUUGUGAGCUGAGGAUGCUGGCUACUACCCUAUGUGAUGUGUGUGUGUGUGUGUGUGUGUGUGGUAACCUAACUAUAUUUUCCUGUCUGUAAUAUAGUAAAUUAACCCUCAAGGUCACUAAUUUGCAGUUGUCAAAUUUAAAUUUCCUGUUCCAUUUAAGAUUUUGAAAUUCAUGGCAAAAGCAGGUGCUUACAAUCACUCUUGGGAAAAUAUUCAAUAAACAAUAUGAUUCUUCUUGCACCUAUCAUCAUCAUCAUCAUUAUCAGCAGCAGCAGCAGCAGCAUUUCACUUAAUGUCUUAUUUUCCAUUAUGGGAGUGGACUACUUAUAAACCUCAUAAGUACAUAUGUGGAGCAGAAACUACCCUCACCCAUAUCUCCUUUCAUGUUGGGGGACUUCCCUUAGGUGAGCUGAUGUCAAGGCUAGCAAGGGUCCCCUCCUCCCCUAGGCUGAUUGCCCCAUGUGAUGCAUAUCCAUUGUGUUGUGCAUCUCGGAGGGGGGCUGGUCCUGCCACCUAAUUCAUCCUUAAGUUAAAUGCCAAUAAAAGGCUUCUCAUCAGGCCUAAGUGGCACUGAAGUUGGCUGCCUGAGCUCAUCAGGAAGAAGCAGAAACCCACAGAGCUUGACAGUUGUGUAAUCAACUUCAUGUAUGUGCAUAAUUGUAAGUGUGACCACAAAAAAAAAUAUGGUACAUUCCCACCGAGGUUAAUAGAGAGUAGGCAUGAGGUUAGUUGUGUUUCCCUUAUUACUGGCUGAAUUGUCUUCAGGUAUAUAGCACUGCAAUUAAGAAAAAAAGGGACACUAGGUACACCAAGCUGAGCCUGCUAGUGUCUUAAAUAAUUGAAGAAACAAUAUUCUUGUUUAGCUCCAACCCAGGUGGCCUGGAUCUUGAAGCUCUAUGCAUGUAUUCGUAGGUUUUUCUAUCAGACACUUAACGUAGGUAUUAUACCUCACUAAAGAAAAGCUCAUUGUGCUGUUGAGACAAGAGAACGUGCCCAACAUGGACAUUUUUUUCUCACAUCGAGCACAGGAAAACCAUUAUGCAAGCCCUUGUUACCAGAUGACGCCUACCAGAUCUUGGUCCAGAACAGGUCAAUCUCUGGAUACCUUAUGGUCUUUAGGGACUUCAGGGAUGUCUUCAAGUUAUGGCCUUUCACAACUGGGCACUCUUGUUCCACCAUAAAGCAAUAGUUUUUUGUGUAUUUACCUAGUGGUUUACAGGAGGAGGAGGAGUCAAAGCUUGUGCUGUCCCAUCACAAUAUCUAUUCUUAACCAGUUUUUCCUUAAAAUCAUGUAUAGUUACUUACUCUUUUUGCAGCUCAUUCCAAGUUCCUGCAGUCCUUUGUGGAAAACUGUUCUGUGUGUGUGUGUGUGUGUGUGUGUGUGUGUGUGUGUGUGUGUGUGUGUGUGUGUGUGUGUGUGUGUGUGUGUGUGUGUGUGUGUGUUGUAAUUUUGACAUCUCCUCUAUUGUGAAAAGGACAGUAAUACAAAGGAUGAAAAAUUAAGUUUUAUAUAAAUCAUCCUGAAAAAAGCAGACAUACCCCAAUCUCUCUCAUCCUACAAAGCAUACACAAAAGCACACGAUUUACACUUGCCACUGCUACCAUUGUUAUCAUUAACUGUAUUAACCUGGUGUUUGUGGAGGUAGGAUGUCAGGUGAGGCAGACUGUCAGCUGAGUAAGCAAUGUUGGAACACUCAUAGUCUUCCUUUUCUUCCUGUCUUCCAUCUCUCCUGUCUUACUUUCUACAUACAAGUUAGUAAAUUGUAAGGAGAAUUGCAAUCCACAUUAAUUUGGUCUAUUAUGAUUUUGCUCAAAGAAAUUCAACUAUUAGGGUAACCAAAACUAUUUGAUGGCAUAUUUUUGAUUGCAAAGUAAAUAUGAAUAAAACAAUGAAUUCCAGCAAAGGAAGAAGGGUUUGAUGUAUCACAGAGCUGUGUUUUUAAAUAUAUACAAAUUCAGGUUUUAGAUAAUGAAAGAAAGGCUUAAAAAAUUCACUAUGUAUUUCUUUAAAGUAAAAAUUUUCUCUCCAAAAGGAAA
This is a messenger RNA of Scylla paramamosain (green mud crab), 4335 nucleotides long. RefSeq names its product RNA 3'-terminal phosphate cyclase-like protein (gene Rtc1). The record is from RefSeq and is a predicted model, not a curated record. Gene Ontology annotation, molecular function: RNA endonuclease activity. Gene Ontology annotation, cellular component: nucleolus. Gene Ontology annotation, biological process: endonucleolytic cleavage of tricistronic rRNA transcript (SSU-rRNA, 5.8S rRNA, LSU-rRNA); ribosome biogenesis. The transcript is spliced from 7 exons. Lineage: Eukaryota; Metazoa; Arthropoda; Malacostraca; Decapoda; Portunidae. Bases 528 to 1682 code for a protein of 384 amino acids.